CGAGGCGUGGUCCCUAAACAUAUGCAAGGGGGCUGGCCAGUAGCUCCACCAGGCGAAUAAAAAUAAAAGCAAAGGCCAACAAAAUUUAAAAGCGAAUACGAAACGAAACGGAACCAAAUGCGGAGCUGAAAACAUUGUUAAGCCGAUUUCAAUGUAGAAAUUCAUGAAAUAUUCAUGUCCUUUGUGGCAUUUCUGGUGCUAAACUCGUGACAGCUGAGCGCCCUACAGCAAACCUUAAAGUUUACGAAUAACUUUUGUGCUCCUAAAAUACAUUUCUUUGACAUAUUCGCUCGAAAAAUAUAUUUAUUGAGCAGAUCUUUAGACAAACAUACAAACAAUGUUUCACUCAAAUGCGUUGCAAUUAAAUAUUGAAUACGUUAUGAAUCGCAUUUGAUCAACAUAUUUGUGCAAGUGAAUUAAAACGCCAGCAAAUAUUUUUGCAUUUCAAAAAUAUAACCACACAGGCUGCUAAAAUGUAUGGCUUUGUUAACUACGCUUUGGAGUUGCUGGUGCUUAAAUAUUUCGACGAGGAAAUAUGGGAGAAGAUCAAAAAAAAGGCCAUGGUCAGCAUGGAGGGACAAUUUCUGGUGCGUCAAAUUUACGAUGACGAAAUAACAUACAAUCUAAUUGGAGCAGCUGUUGAGAUACUCAAGAUACCUGCCGAUGACAUAUUGGAACUGUUUGGCAAGACAUUCUUUGAGUUCUGUCAGGAUUCGGGCUAUGAUAAAAUACUUCAAGUGCUGGGCGCAACGCCGCGUGACUUUCUACAGAAUCUGGACGCACUGCAUGACCAUUUGGGCACCCUUUAUCCGGGCAUGCGAGCGCCCUCGUUUCGUUGCACGGAAAAGGAUGGCGAACUGCUGCUGCAUUAUUACUCGGAACGGCCCGGGCUGGAGCACAUUGUCAUCGGCAUAGUCAAGGCCGUUGCAUCGAAGCUGCACGGUGUCGAGGUGGAAAUUGACAUCGUGAAGCGCAAAGGUGAGCCCAUCGAUGCGACCGAGAAGGAACGCGCCCUGGCACGCGAACAGCAACAAUUGGAAACUGAGACGACGGCUGGCGGAUCGGAUGCCACAGCAAGUGAUGCGGCUGCUGCUGCUGGAGCGACUGCACCAGUUCAAGUUGCAGGCACUGCCGAGCACAAUAACAAUCACAAUGCCAACAACAACAAUGGCAUCAACAACAGCAGCAACAACAUCAACAACAACAACGAUGGUCAGCAAAUUGCCAGCGAGCCGGCUGGCGAGCAGUUGCCGGCCACAUCGAAGGCCACAGGCGGCGCGCCAUGUGGGCCACUUGUGCAGGAUAGCUUCGACUGCGACGGCGACAAGGAGCAGAAGUGCCUGCGCCUGCUGAAGAACAAGAGCGAUGACAUCGAACGCUAUGACCAUGUACAGUUUCUGAUACGUGAAAUCAAUGUGGCCGCCAAAUCGCAAGUGGAUGCCAAGAAGGAUGACCCGGCAGCCAGCGAUGAUAUGGAGUUUCUCUGUGAAGCUCCACUCAUCUCGCCAGCGACUUUCUGUAAGGUGUUCCCCUUCCACCUGAUGUUCGAUAGACAAAUGAAAAUCGUACAGGCCGGCAAAGCCGUAUCCCGCGUUAUACCCAGAGUGGCCGAGGAGAACUGUUCGCUGAUAGAGGUGGUGGAGGCCAUUAGACCACACCUGCAGCUCACAUUUGAAAACAUUUUGUCGCACAUAAACACCAUCUAUGUGCUCCAGACGAGGCAGGGCGCCAUGAGUAGCCGGCUCGAGCAGCGCUUUCUGAGACUGAAGGGCCAAAUGAUGUAUAUACCAGAAACAGAUCGCAUAUUGUUUCAGUGCUAUCCGAGCGUCAUGAAUUUGGAUGAUCUAACCAAGAAGGGACUCUACAUUUCGGAUGUGCCGCUGCACGAUGCGGCCAGAGAUUUGGUGCUGCUUUCUGAGAAAUUCGAGGCGGAAUACAAGCUGACCAAAAAUCUGGAAAUGCUGACGGAUAAGCUACAGCAAACGUUUCGCGAUCUGGAGAGUGAGAAGCAGAAAACGGACAGGCUGCUCUACUCGGUGCUGCCCAAAUCUGUGGCAAAUGAGCUACGACAUCAGCGUCCAGUGCCUCCGAAACGCUAUGACUCCGUAACGCUGAUGUUCUCUGGCAUUGUGGGCUUCGGGCAAUAUUGUGCAGCCAACACGGAUCCCGAGGGUGCCAUGAAAAUUGUAAAAAUGCUUAACGAGCUCUACACCGUCUUUGAUGCGCUCACCGACUCCAAGCGCAACCUGAAUGUCUACAAAGUGGAAACUGUGGGCGAUAAGUAUAUGGCCGUCUCGGGUCUGCCAGAUCAUUGUGAGGAUCACGCCAAGUGCAUGGCGCGCGUCGCUUUGGAUAUGAUGGAUAUGGCUAAGAAUGUCAAAAUGGGCUCCAAUCCGGUGCAAAUCACCAUUGGCAUCCAUUCGGGCGAGGUGGUCACCGGCGUCAUCGGGAAUCGUGUGCCCCGCUAUUGCCUCUUUGGCAACACCGUCAACCUGACGAGUCGCACCGAAACCACCGGCGUGCCCGGUCGCAUAAACAUUAGCGAGGAGACCUAUCGGCUGCUGUGCCAGGAGAUCAACGAGGAUGAUUCAUUUAAUCUGGAGUACCGCGGCCCGGUCAUCAUGAAAGGCAAGCCGACGCCGAUGGACUGCUGGUUCCUGACACGUGCCACCAGCGCACUAAAUGCCAGCAGCAGCGGCAAUGGCAGCCUCGACUCGCCGCAGCUGCAGCCCACAACGCCAACGGCCACAACGCAACGGCUGGUCAUGGGCAUGGGACAUGCCAGUGUCUCACGUACAUCCUCGGCGAGCGGCAGUACCGGCGGUGGUGGUGGCGGCGGUGGCGGUGGCAGUGGUGGGGGAGCAGCCGCAACGGGUCCUGUGGCGCCCUCAGAUGCAUAGGAUAUGCAAAAGGAUGCAAAUAUACUGUAAAUCUACGUGCAACUCCUUGACUUCAGCAGCCAAGCGACUAUCUAACUGAUUGCGUGUGUGUGUGUGUGUGUGUGUGUGACUUGGCCACUUAACCACUUCAUUUCAAUGUAUUUGUGCUGUCUUGGCUCGCAUCCUUGUCUGCAUCUGCGUGUGUAAGGGCGUGUGUGUGUGUGUGUGUGACUGCUGCUGCUGCUGCCACAUUGCGGCCGAAGAAGUUGGCAUCAGGCAUCGCUGGAUCGUUGUGCAAGGUAAUUUAUGUUAAUGCUCUUACUGCUGUAACCACACAAAAGAGGCUAGAGUAAGAGAGAGGGAGAGAGAAAAUGGAGUUAGUGUCUAUGGGACACGCCCACACAAGUUAGUUUACAAAUGAUUUACAUUUCUUCAGCGAUUACGCUGCGUAUACGUAAUUUAUGGGCAUAUUUACAAGGCUUAUUUGUACUGCAUAAAUCAAAACCAUGUCUCUGCUAUACAAAAUUAGCAUUAUGUAUCAUUUUUAUGCCCCACCCAUAGACGUUCGCCAUUUGUUAAAGUGUUAUCGCUGCAAACUCAACCAAACACGAUUUGCUGUCGGGCCAUAAAAGCAAGCGCACAUAUCCUGUACAAGUUUUCAUGCUGUUUGCCCAAAAGCCUCGCUGCUUGUGCAGUAAACUAGAUAAGUCCAAAACAACUCAAUAUAAAAGCCAUAAUAUGGCAAACAUUUAAACAUAUAUAUAUCUGCACUUCAGCAGACGCCGAGCUUGAGCCCAAGCCCAAGUCUCGUCUCUAACAUUUGCGGGGCUGCCAAAGGAUUGUCAACAGCGCCAAGCGAAUUGUUUGCUUUUGUUUAUAAAAGUUUGGCCAGCCUCCUGCUAUAUAUCUUUAUAACAUAUAUAUAUAUAUGUAUAUACACAGAUAGGUAUAACAGAACCACAACAAAACGGGCCUUUCUGGGCGCUGGGAAGAAAGAGCACCAGCUUUGGAAUUUAACACAUAUUUUCAUAUCAAAUAUUUGGCAUAAACAAACAACCGCAGUAGCAGAAAGGAUGCCAUGGAACAAACAGCAAAUAUAUGAAAAUUGGCGAGGGCAGCUUAAAAAUAAUGCCUUAAAAUUUUACUUUAAUAUAAGAAAUCCUAAAAUGUUUUUUCAAGAAAUAAUUUUCCUAUUGCCUCUAGUAUUUCAAUCGCUAUUACUUGAAAAAUUUAAUUUGCUAAGAACUACAAAUGGCAGGAAAACAUUAUUGCAUAAAAAAGGUAUUACCACUAUAUCAUAUAAUCAAGAGAGAAAUAACUUACACACACAACUACUUAAGGUAGUUGGGCUUCACGCCUUUAGAAGUAUAUAAGGUCCUUGAGUCUGUUAAGUAAGCUUUUACCUGUUUAUAUCUGACAUCAAAAUUUAACAUUAAAUUCUUUUUUGUAAGAAGCCUUGGUAGUUUCAGAAGUUCCGAUACCAUAUUGAGAACUAUUUUUCGUCUAGAUAACUUUUAAAGAGUAUGUAGAAACAAAGGACUUACUCUAAAAAUUGGCUGCACGAUCAUUAACAUCCGUUUAAUAAUUGCUUAAAAAAAAAAUGGGAUAGGAUCGUUAACAGCUGCUUAACAUAUGCCUAACGUAAAAUGUUGAUAUCAAGAAAGUAUAACUGCACGGCCACAAUCUUUAACAGGGCCUUAACAUACGCUCAACAUAUGCUUAACAUAAUAGCGUCAAUAACAGCACAUUUUUAAUGUUGAAAAUUUGCCACAGAGAAAAUACGUAUUGCUAACAAUUAUACAGCGACCCUCGCCAGAUAUAACUCAAGUCUAUCUUCAGCCCGAAAACUUUGUUAAUGUAUAUGACAUUGAGGCAAAGCGAAUCGCAUUAAACGCCCACGAGCCGACCCAGGCGCAAACACAGAUACAAAUACAGAUACAGAUACAAAUAAGGCUAGAGAAACAAAUAUGUCGAGAGCUGCUUGUAGACUUGCAUACAGAUUUGUUUUGGAAAGUGUCUCUGGGCUGUGCAUUGUGGGCGGACCAUUUUAUAUUGGCUCUCAAUGUCUGUUUAUGGCCUCGAUAUGCGCACAUUAUCGUUAAAUGCCAACAAUAACAAUAACAAUAACAGCAACAACAACAACAACAAGAACAACAACAAUGCAAUUUCAUGACUUGCAAGUAGAAAGGCAUUUUGAUGAUGAUGCCAUACAAGUGUGUGUGCGUGUGUGGGUGUGUGCGGGUGUGUGUGUCCCUAACGAUGCCUCGUUAGAAAUGGAUUAGCAUUGAUUAGUUAUCGCAAUUCUCUUGCUUCUGCCUUAUUUAUAACAUUUCUUUUGCCUGCAAAUAAUAAUUAAAAAGGGUAAACGAAAUGUUUCUUAAGCACAUUUCUCAUAAUUUAUAUAAAUCACAUUUCUGUUACGGUCAGCAGCUCAUUUGCAUUCAUAACGAAUGCAGGCAGCACAAGAGAUUGAAAUUAAGGUCUUAGGAGCACAGAAUUGGGGUGGCUUAAGAAUAAAUGUUUUCGACUACGAGUUGCUCUGUUGACACUUAAAUAACAAUACUAAAUACCUGGAAAAAGUCUUGUGGCUUAAAAAAGCGACGGCGGGAUUGGGUGAAAGCCUUAAUUGAAAAAGGUAUAGGUCGUCUUUUGCUCAAACAAGGCUUAAAUUUUACCAUUGAAAUGUUCAAACAUUAUAAUUUACCCAUGCCGAUCUUUUUCCAGAGAAAAAAACGAAUUGAAAAUAUAAUUAAAUAUGGUUCAUUAGAAGAAAAAAAAGUGUUUAACGAUCGAUAUUCUUAUCAAAAAGAUGUAAAAGCCUGAUUGCUUAUAUCUUGUAGAGCGUCUUCACAAAGAUCUUUAUUAAAUAAAAAUAACUAUAACAAAAGCUGCAUAUAACCAGUUUCCAAAUA
Messenger RNA from Drosophila virilis, 5791 nucleotides. The record is from RefSeq and is a predicted model, not a curated record. NCBI's taxonomy places the organism in Eukaryota, Metazoa, Arthropoda, Insecta, Diptera, Drosophilidae.